GCCAGUCGCCGGCCGGUCAUGGCGGUGUGCGCGCGGCUGUGUGGGGUGGGGCCGGCGCGGGGCUGCCGGCGGCGCGGGGCGCAGCGGGAGCAGCGGCGGGAGGGCCCGGCCGACAGCGAGCCCGACACGGACGCCGAGGAGGAGCGGAUCGAGGGAGCCCGGCUGGGACAAGGGCAGGCUCCGGACCCGGCCGCCCGGGCCCCGCUCUCCCUGCUGGAGCUGCCCCCCGAGCUCCUGGUGCAGAUCUUCGGCUCCCUGCCCGGCACCGACCUGCCCAGCCUGGCCCGGGUCUGCAGCGCCUUCCGCCGCAUCCUCCGCACCGACACGAUCUGGCGGCGGCGCUGCCGGGAAGAGUAUGGUGUCUGCGAGAACUUACGGAAACUGGAGAUCACAGGAGUGUCCUGUCGAGAUGUCUAUGCCAAACGUAUAAAUCCACGAGUGAAGUCGGGGCGUUUUAUGAAAAUCCUUCCCGACUACGAACACAUGGAGUACAGAGAUGUUUACACCUGCCUGCUGCACCGAUACCGACUCAUCUUGGGACUAUGGCAGCCGGACAUUGGGCCGUAUGGGGGACUGCUGAACGUGGUGGUAGAUGGCUUGUUUAUCAUUGGCUGGAUGUACUUGCCCCCUCAUGACCCUCAUGUGGAUGACCCGAUGAGGUUCAAGCCCCUUUUCCGGAUUCACUUAAUGGAGAGGAAAAGUGCGACUGUCGAGUGUAUGUACGGCCACAAGGGGCCACACAAUGGCCAUAUCCAGAUCGUAAAGAAGGACGAGUUCUCCACGAAGUGCAACCAGACAGAUCACCAUCGGAUGUCAGGAGGAAGGCAAGAGGAAUUCCGGACGUGGCUGAGGGAAGAAUGGGGCCGGACUCUGGAGGAUAUCUUCCAUGAGCACAUGCAAGAGCUCAUCUUGAUGAAGUUCAUCUACACCAGCCAAUACGACAACUGCUUGACGUACCGACGCAUCUACCUGCCUCCUAGCAGCGCUGAUGACCUCUUAAAGCCGGGUCUCUUCAAGGGAACUUAUGGGAGCCAUGGCCUGGAGAUUGUCAUGCUGAGUUUUCAUGGGAAGAAAGCCAAAGGGACUAAAAUAACUGGAGAUCCCAAUAUCCCAGCUGGCCAGCAGACGGUGGAGAUCGACCUGGCGCACCCCAUCCAGCUCCCUGACAUCGAGAACCUGCGCAACUUCAAUGAGCUCUCCCGCAUCGUCCUGGAGGUGCAGGAGCAGGUGCGCCGGGAGCAGCAGCAGCAGCAGGAGGAGGAGGAAGGGCAGAGCGAAGGGGAGGGCCGCUCCCGACAGGGCGACUCGCAGCAAGCGGAGCAGCCUGUGCAGAGGGAUGACACUGGGGCUGAGGGGACAGAGGCUGCGGGGGCAGCAGCAGCCCAGGAGUCGGCACCAACCUCGCAACCCUUUGUGCUGCCUGUGGGAGUCAUAUCGAGGAACGAGGAUUAUCCCCGGACCUGCCGGAUGUGUUUCUAUGGCACGGGGCUCAUUGCCGGACAUGGCUUCACCAGCCCUGAGCGAACGCCAGGCAUCUUCAUUCUCUUCGACGACGAUCGUUUUGGGUUCAUCUGGCUGGAGCUGAAAUCCUUCAGCCUCUACAGCAGGAUCAAGGUCUCUUUCCAGAAUGCUGCAGCACCGUCCCGAGAGGCCUUCGAUGAAAUGCUCAAAAACAUUCAGUCGAUGACGACUUGACAGGCGGCCCCUGGUGGACAGAGGAGGGAUUGCGAAGAAGGCUUCUGCUCUCUCCUGCCAAGGACAGAACCCUUGCCUGUGGUACCUCUGAACAAAAGCAUGCACUUUUCAAUAAGACCUUUUUGCCAAAGUCUACACAUCCCUGUUAGAAUAUAAACAGAAUCCCACACUGCUCCCUGGCAGUACUUUCUAUAUAGCCUGCGACACAGCUCUGCAUAGUGAGAGGGAACCUACACAGGAGGGAAAUGAGCAUGCUUGCAUUUUUAAAAGAAUGUAUCAGAGCAAAAUUCCUUAGAGGCCAAUGUUGAGGAACGUGUAAAUCGAUAUAGCGGACGUGUUAUAUACGUGCUCUCUGCUCUAGCCAUUGGCACAUCCCUGCAGAAGGCAAACCCUUCAGUGAAGUGUCGUGUUAAAUCUUUCCUGCAACCAGCCCAAUCUAACAAUUUGAAGACUUGAUCACCACCCAAAAACCCCACACCCCCACCUGCAAAUUACCUGCCAAUUUAUUGCGUGGCUCAAAAAUGACUAAUGUGUGUUUCGCCCCCUCCAGGGCCCUUCCUUAUAAUGCAGCCUUGAUGGAAAAACCUGAGGUAGCUCUGCCCUUGGUUUGGGAAUCAAAGUGGGAUUCAACAGUAAAAGAAGGGAUUUCCACUGCAAACAGCUCCACAGGUACCCUCGUGCUUCCUCCCAGAGCUCGCUGCCCGCAUGGCCCUCUUGGACUCUAGUCUGAUUCUGACUAGAGGCCAAGGGGGAAUCAUAGCUCCCUUUAUAGGGCCCCAGUAUGGAACUCCAAACAAAACCAGUUCAGAUUGGAGGAGAGUCUUCUGCAGUUUUAACUCAUUUUAAGUGGCUCUUUUUAAAGACUUUUAAAGUUCUCGUUUUAAAGAACUAAAAAUCCUCUAAAUAUGAUGAAUUUCUGACUGUCACCUCUGCACGCUCGCUGGAUGGCAGCCACUGUGAAAUGUGAUUUCUGGCUAGGCCAGUGCCGGUGAUGUGUUGUUUCCCCCUGGGAAGUGUAAAGGAAGCAGUUAGGAAUUCCAUGGUGCUGUGGUUCAUUCUGGUGCCUCUCAGCGGCUUUACUGACACUUCACUGGGAACGUUUUGUUUAUUUUUCAGUGGCCCCUGUAGACUUCUGUCUCUCAUGGCUUCCCCUGUCCCCAUACUGCAGGGUUCUUGUAUUCUUUCCCCUACCUAACACGGAUUUCUCUUCUAGUGACACCCCUCACUCCUAUGUUGUCCCAAAUCACAAUCACUGCUGCUAUCUCAGGAAGCUUUUGCUCUUAAUUUCCUGUAGCUACUCUUAACAUAGCUAUCUGAGCUCUGCUGGAAGGUGCAGGUAGGUGGGAAGGAGUCCAGAAUUCCAACCACCAUCUCCUACCUGGCAGUGUUCUGCUUCGAAAGCAAAGGAGCUGCUUGCCUCAGAGACCCGUUAAAGUGACUGGUAGCUGACUGUAAGUCAGGCAGCAGGUAACUGUGCAGCAGAAGGAUUAUGGUUUGAGCCCCAUCUCUCUCAUCCACAGAUCAAAAGUUUUCCAGACACUUUUGUUCUCUUCAGUCUUGGGUAGAAAGAGAUGCAGGAAUCCGCAACUGAAUGAAGAAGGAGUAGAGGUAUAACAUAUCAAGGGAACUGCCUUCCUUUUCCAGUUUCCUCCAUCUCUUUGCCUUGAGCCUGGGAUCAGGGGCUGGGAGAACCGCAGCUGUGAGGCAGCUGAUGGAUAACUGUGCAUUUUAACGUCUCUCCUGCUAUUGAUCACUUGUCAGCUAUUAUAGAAGCGAUCUCCCCAACAGCUUCUUUUGGGGCAGAUUGUGGGAGCGGGGAUAUAAGGAAAGGCUUGACUCCAAGUGAAAUUUGCGUCCUUUUUUCCCAAUCCCUUUUGGAGAGGAGGAAGACUGUUAAAGAUUGCAUCUUUCAACCGCCAUCAGAGUGCCUCCAUCUGUGGGACGACUCCUUGUCUUGCAAGUUCUCCCCCUUUCCACCUCUGACCCUCCAGACCUCCGUUUGUAAGCAGGAAUACAUGCGCAAUGGGGUGGGAUGAUUUUGUGCUGCUUUUGUGGGAGAGACUAGCUGAUUGGCUGAUUUCACUGAUAACAGGAAACUUAUUCCCUCCUGUUGCAGUUUUGUUGCUGCUUCUCCGACUUCAGCCUUCACAUUAUUCCCUUCCUGAGCUGCACGUGAACAGUGGUGUCCCUCAGUGGCUCAGAACAGCAGGUUGUGUCACUCAUGGGACUAAUCCCUGUUAUAUCAAGUUGCAUGAAUCUAUGUGGAUUAGAGAGAAAUUCUGGGCACUUCUCCUUGCCUUCCUACCCAAUUGUCCCUAGCGUGAACCAUACCGAGGCAUACAUCAGAGUGAGAGGGCCUCUGGAAUGUUAGUAGUGUUCGUCUGGAUAACCUAUACAAACGAGGCAGACUCAGUGUAGCUUGAGGGGCUAUGCCUCUUUCUACCCCAGCAGGAGGGAGAAUUAGCUUUCGUCCCACACCAUUGCUAAGGCUGUGGAAUGCUGGCAGGGUGUUUAUUUCUCUGGUCAUUGGUGUGUGGGCACAGGCUAAAACCAGCUUCUCAACCUUAGUUCUGAAUUUCCUUUGUGUCCUUCACACCAGACGCUCAGAGCUGCACCUGUGCAAAUGCACAAGCAAAAAGAAGCACUGGCUAUUGCAGGUGCAGUUGUGCAGGCUAAUUAGGUGUCUGCAGGUGUGAGUUUGAGCAGCCAUUUUCAGGUCUAAUUUCUAAGGCAAAAGUGUGUCCAUAACUGCCCUAAUUUACAUAUGGAAAUCAAAAAUCUGGCCCUUAACAGACUCUCCUGAAUUGUUUCCACAGUAGCACUUAAAAAUGAACCUGCAUUUAAUACAAUAUGGGCACUUGACCUGAGAGACUCGUGACUCCUUUGGAGUUGUUCCAUCAAACAUAGACCCUUAUAUUGACUCGGUAGCCGAUCUCGGAGUAGAACCAAUCCCUCGUGUGUUAUGUACCCAGUUGGGGGAAUGUGUAAAGAGAAUGUGUACACCAAGAUUUAUUAGAAUGAUGUUAUGGGUCAUGAUUGCCGCUUAGACUGCCCCGUAUUUAAGUCUGGCUGCGGAGUUGGGGUGGGGGGAACCCUGCUUCUGUAACCUGUGGCCCCAGGACAUCAUGCCGUGGAAGAUGGGGGGGGGGGCUUUUCACAAAUAUAGUCUUGAUGCUUGUGUUCGAGCCCUCUUGUUAGGCUGUCGGCACUUGCCCAGCAGCGUCUGAUCUCCAGACUGGCGCAGUGCCCCCCUUAGAGCGUGUGUCUGCGUAAUAUUUUAAUGGCAGCUUUCGAGUUCUUCCAUGGAUGCCCUUUGAACUCGAGAUGUGCUUGGCACGGUAGCCAGCUCCGCACCCAGGGAGAGGGCUGUGCAGAGACUGCUCUGCCCUUUUAGAAGCUCCUUUCUUUUAUAGGGUGCCCGACUAACUUCAGUGUCGGAACGUACCUGGCCGAACUGCUGGCACAUCGUGGUUUUCAUUCUCUUGCUGGAGAGACAGUGACUGGAAUCCGGGCUCAUGCCAAAAAAAGCCCUUCAACCUUGUGACAUUUCAGAGGCGAAUUCCCUUUGAUCUGGCCCUGUGUGAAUGGAAAGUUGGCGGAGGUCUGAAGCCAUGGCAAUUGGUACUUCACCUCUGGGGAGCAGUGGCCUCCCAGGCUACAGUCUGUGUAGGGGCCUUUGGACCAAGGUGUACCCGUGUUUUUCACGGAAAGGUAGAAGAAAAAAAAGGUGCCGUGAAGAGAUUGACACAGCCGCUUUCAGAGUCAGGCUGCAGAAGGGCAGAGAGAGAGAGGAGGGGCACUUUGAAGGCGUAAGCUACACGAAAACAUCAGCAGGUUCAGUGGGGCAGUCUCAUCGGUGGGGUGGUAAUUUUAAGCGGUGUCUUGCCAGUCACGGAGGGGUCUGGCCAUGGACCUAGCGCCUACUCCCAUGACAGCGUACACAAGUGAUCGUGUCAGAGGUCUAGUCUGGCUGCACUGAUUCCUGCAGGCUGUAACAUGCCCUGGAGGGCGAGAUUUUAUAUCCUGUCCCCGGCCAGCUUCCUGAGUCCUACUGGCAACAUAGCCAGUGACUAAUCAAGGAUUUUUUUUCCCCUCUGGAGAACGCCACUUACUGCAGAUGGGGCCCAGCAAGCCCCUCUGCAUUACUGUGAAAUCGUAAAGCUGUGGAUAGGGUUGAUCCCUGACAACGGGUUUUUACAACAACUGGAAAACGGCGUCACUCCUGGCGGGGGAAGCCUCUGGCUCGGCAUCGUCUCCCGAGCGUUACGGAGCUUGCGUCCUAGCAGAGGUGUGCUGACGCUCGCACUAGACCGGUCACUUGCGGAUGGAGGAUGGUCUGUUGUGCCCCUGAAAACUGGGGUGUGAAACCCCUGUUUAAAAGUAUUUAAAUGGUGGCAUAACCGCUCUGUACUGUAGAGCAGCUUGAAAAACUUACUGGUCUCUCCACCUGAACUGAUCACUGGCGGUGGGGGGAUAGAUAGUCUUACUCCGAGCUCUCCUCCCGUUCAGGAGGCCCCUUGCUUUUCGUCCAGGUCGAGAUGAUAUUUUACCCUGCAUUAACGGGACUCUGCCCUAGUCUAGUCCCGCCAAGCCAAUGGUCUCCAAGUAUUUUACCAAAAGCAAAGGGCUGCUGCUGCAAGCCCUCUGUGCUCAUGGGGGGACCGAUCCAAAGCCCGUUGGAGUCGAUGGAAAGACUCCCCAAUGACAUCAGUGGGUUUUGGCUCAUGCCCAGAAUGCUUGCAGGAUCGGGCCCUCUCUGAGUGGCUCCAGAUGCCUCCGCCAGCCCUCUGCUUGGCCCAUGGGGAGCCUGUAGAAAAGCAGGGUCGGCUGUUGUGGCUGGUAGCACAGGAGAACUUCUCAGGGGUGUCUGAAUCUGCGGUGGGGGAAGUAAGCAUGUUCCAAGUUUGUACAGUGCCUAGCACGGUGGGGUCCUGCUCCGUGACUGGGGCUCCUAGAUACUGUGAUAACGCCAAUAAUCACCUGUGCUACAGAGGCAUAGUGAAAGCUGGAGUGCGGAAGCGUCUGGUUGUGGGAAGGGUUUUCUCUAAUUAGCAGUGUUGCGCAGCAAAAGUGCACUUCAAGCGUGUGGAAUCCUGUCACUUGGUAUUGGGAGGCUGAUGGGCCUCUCUUGUGGGUUAGUUGAAGAAUUGUCAUUGGGUGGGGGGUGGUACAGUGUUUCCAGGCGCUGUGUUCCUCUGGGGUGAAGGCACUUGUCCUUGGGAGGAGCAGUUGCUUACAAGGGAGGGGUCUGCGUGUCUGAGCUGGCCCAAGAUGAGGAGCCAUGUGGUGGAGUUUGCAUCUUCUAGGGUGCGACAGAGUUCCCACCUUUCUGGGGGCAUCUCCGUUUCCCAGUGUUCGUGCACUGUCCUGUGAGUGGUGCUUGAGGGGAAACACCUGUUAGAGGAGGCUGAGAUGGAGACUUAAGGCACCCUGUGUCUCUUCUGUGACAAUGGAAAGCCUUUGGGGAAAGUGCCCUGUACGCAGACAGGAAAUAGACUCUGACUGGUCAGUCUGUUGGUCUAGGAAUGCUCUGCUGGCAAUAGCGCCGAGGAAUACAUAAACCAAACCCCUGCAAUCUGCACUGCAACCUGACCUAGCAGCUACUGGACAAACCAUGGCUCAGCAUCCUCUAACAGGUGUUUCCAUGGAAGCACACUCAGGAUAGUGCAUGAACAUUAGGAAUCAGAGAUGCCCAUGAAGCAGCUGGAAACUCUGUCACACCCUUGGAGACUUUCCUGAAUGUGGGUUUAUUUCUAGCUCAGUAUCACAUCCAAGAAACUUCAUAGAACCUGUAACGACGAGUAAGAUGUCCAUGUGUUGGGCUGGAAUUCUUUUUAGCUGUAAACUGCUGUGACCCAACAGGACUCUGCACUGGUACAGAAGGUUUUUGGCAGUCCAGAUAGACUUGUAAAGUUCUGUUUACUUAGGGAGAAUGCAAAUGUGUAGCUUUGGGUAUCCACUUUCCCCUGCAGUUGCUGUCUGUCUGUUUCGAACAGUGUGGCUGCAGCAAUUCUGGCACGAGGUAUCAAGGGAAGAGAUGCAGCUCCUUAGGAAAUGAUAGGGGAAAGGAGGUAACUUCUACAGAAGACGUGCUGUGGAGAAGCAAACAGCUGGAGAAAAAUGAAACAGGCUCAAUUUUUACUUUACUGGAUGACUCUUAAUUUAAGGAGCAUUUUUUUUUAUUUUUAUUUAAAACUAAUCACUGAGCAUAAUGCAAGUGCUGGCUUCAUGUGUUGAAAUGGGGCUGUUUGAUCUCAGAUUGCUAGCUUAGAAGAUAAUAUAUAAUUUUGUGUGUGUAGAUGGCUACUCACAUGGCCAAACUUCUUUCAUUGUGUCCAGCUGCCACAGGAUUGCAUGUUGGUAUUUGUGGUCCCAGGCAGACAAGCAGUGGAACGUACUUGAGCUCAAUCUGAAGAAUGAGGUAACUUAUGUAAAUGUGAGUGCAACUGGUUUUUGUGUGUGUGCUAAAUUAAAAUGUGUAAUUAUGUAUGGGGUUUUUUGUUUGGGCUGCACUCUAAUUUUCAAUCUUGACAAAAAAGCACUUAAGUUAGUUGUGUUCAUUUGCUUUAUCAAAGCAAUAUGCCCUUUGUUGGUUGAUUUUUUUUCUGCCCCCCCUUCGUUCCCCUAGAUAUUCCUGUGUGUAUCCUUCAUUAACAAUUUCAUGUGGCACAGACUACAGUCUCCAACUGGCCUUUCAGAGUAAGGUUCAUAUCUGGUGUCAAUACCAUUGUUGUCUUAAGUGUUUGUAAAGUGCCAUGUGCAUCCUAUGACACAAUAUAAGUAACACGCCAGCUAUCUGCCUUCUACAAAUGGUAGCAGAGAGAGGAAAGGUGAACUUUCUUUCUGAAAUGCUGCUUGAUCCUCCCUUUCUGGCACUUAAACCUCUUAUGCUACAAACAUUAACAUGAAAAAUCAGAACUGUAGUUUAAACAAUGCACCUGUCCCAGUUUGUGUCCUUUUGUGGGGGCGGAGGGGGAUUUUUUGCCUCUGCUUGUAUUUGGUUUGGGGAGGAAAGGGAUUGUUCUGCAAAAGACAGCAGUGAUUUUGCAGUGCUUGCCCGCUGCAUCCCAGGUGUCGGAUAGAAAGCUGUGUGAACAAAGUGAGUGUGUGUGUGUGACUUUUACACCUAUUAUGAUUACCCAAGGAGCCUUUUCCAAUUUAAAAUAAUAAAAACAAAAAUUUUGUGAA
Caretta caretta (loggerhead turtle) is the source of this 8883-nucleotide messenger RNA. It is a transcript of the gene FBXO31, whose product is annotated as F-box protein 31. Gene Ontology annotation, molecular function: protein binding. Gene Ontology annotation, biological process: SCF-dependent proteasomal ubiquitin-dependent protein catabolic process. Lineage: Eukaryota; Metazoa; Chordata; Testudines; Cheloniidae. Gene Ontology annotation, cellular component: SCF ubiquitin ligase complex. The record is from RefSeq and is a predicted model, not a curated record.